This is a messenger RNA of Funneliformis caledonium, 1340 nucleotides long. The record is from the annotation of a GenBank genome assembly. NCBI's taxonomy places the organism in Eukaryota, Fungi, Glomeromycota, Glomeromycetes, Glomerales, Glomeraceae.
AACCAAAUUUCAAAUUGUUUUUUGGAUUAAAUAAUGUACCGGAGAACGCUUUUGAAAUAACGGGAGAUUCCGUUGCUAACUUACCAGAUGAUAUGCCGCUCAGCUCUUUGGAAACUAUCGUUCAGGCUCUUUUGGAAGUCAUGAUUUGUGGUGCUCCUUCUGUUGAUGUGUCAAAUACAUGGAGAGCUCGUUGGAUGGGACUUGUCGCAAGUACAGCAUUUCAACAUAAUCCAGCAAUACAACCAAGAGCGUUUGUUGCGUUAGGUUGUUUGGCAUGCGAAGAAGUUGACGAUGAUCUUCUAUAUCAAAUAUUAGUGGCAUUAGGAGGAGCAUUAGAUAAUUUUUCUGAAAAUGAUUGCUCCUUAAUUCAGAGUAUAAUAAUGUGUUUAACGAAUAUAGUUGAAAAAUUAUCAAGAGAAUCACAAUACCUUCGAUCAAUGUUUUGGUUAACUAUGGCACUUAUUCAAAUUGGUCACAUUCCAAUAUUUCAAAGCGCUGUUAAUCUACUACAAGUGGUAUUGAGAGCUUUGGAAGCUCAAAACUUCUUUGUAGAAAAUGAUCUUGUAACAUUCUUAUUAAGUUCAAGAAGACCUUUAGAAAAAGUAACAAUGGAGAUGGAUAUAGAAGCAGGAAUUAAUUAUUCGCAUUUUUCAUUUGCCGUUGCUGCAGUUUUAUUAAAAGGAUUAAAAAACCCUUUAACAAAGACUUCAACUCAGGCAGCCUUACUCGUAUUUUUAGAUAUAGCAGCAAAAGGUGUUAAUCCUAAAAAUAAUAUAAUUAGUUCAAGUAUGCUAGGAUAUUUAGCAGCCCUAUUACCAAUGUCAGCAAAAGAUGCUGAUAUGAAAGGAUUACUUGGACUAGUUGGAAUAUCGGACAUUGAUGUUGAUGACACAGAGCUACAAACAUAUUUUAAGAUAUUUGAAAAACUUGAGAUUCCGGAUAAUCGAACCGCUUUGCUUUUAAUCUCUUUAAUGGUUACAAUGUUACAUCAUGCUGAAAGUGAAGCUGAAAGUUUAUUCUUGUAUGGAUUUUUGUCAGAAGCGGCGAAAAUUGUUCCGGAAUCAUUCGCCUUAAUUUAUGAUACUCUACUGCCAAAAAUGAGCCACAUUGUGUCGACCAGUGACACGAUAUCAAUAUUGGACGCAAUACAUUCAAUACUUUACACCGUUGUGUCCGAACCUCUUUACAAAAGGGCAAAUGAUAAUCAAUACUCUUAUUUAUCAGAAAUUGGAUUUAAUCAUUUAAUGGAUUGUGGAUCCUUUCAAAAUGUAACAAGUGAGAAAAAGGCCAUUAAUGCUAGAUUAUCUAGUAAAUUGGUUCAAUGUAUUAUUAAUUAUUAA